This is a messenger RNA of Rana temporaria (common frog), 3301 nucleotides long. RefSeq names its product helicase like transcription factor (gene HLTF). NCBI's taxonomy places the organism in Eukaryota, Metazoa, Chordata, Amphibia, Anura, Ranidae. The record is from RefSeq and is a predicted model, not a curated record. Gene Ontology annotation, molecular function: ATP-dependent chromatin remodeler activity; ATP binding; nucleic acid binding. The transcript is spliced from 25 exons. The coding region runs from base 137 to 3148 and encodes 1003 amino acids.
CGAAAGGCCGGAAGUGUCUGUGGUUGGCUGGGCGUGUGGAGGGCGGGAAAUCGGAAGGCCCCGUUGUCCGGUUGUCGGGGGCUGUGAGUGGAGCUGAUGAGUUAACCCUUCGUGGUGUGACACACUUUAUAUCACCAUGUCCUGGAGUUGUAUGAGAGACUCUUCCUUGAGACGUUUCCUGUCCGCUCAGUAUGGCAGAAUUGGAAGUCAGUAUUCGCCUCCAGAUCUCUUGUUUGACACCGAGCCAGAAAACCUGCCGUCAACUAAUGAUUCCUCCUCUGCAGAUGAGGAUUUUGAUUCCUUAGUUUUAUUUGGAAUGUUGAGAGGGAAUGUGGUUGGCUUGCGUUAUUAUACUGGGGUGGUUAACAAUAAUGAGAUGGUUGCACUUCAACGUGAACCCAAAAACCAAUAUGACAGAAAUGCAGUUAAAGUGAACAAUGUUAAUGGAGAACAAGUUGGUCACAUAAAGAAAGAACUGGCUGCAGCAUUGGCCCCGAUCAUGGACAGGAAGAAAGUAAAGAUGGAGGGUACAGUGCCAUUUGGGGCAAAUAAUGCCUUUACUAUGCCAGUGAACCUGAGUUUUUGGGGAAGAGAAGAAAACAAGACAGUUGUUAUGGAUCAUAUGAAGAAAUAUGGUUUCAAACUUGGACCUUUGCCACAAAGCUCACAAGGAUUGAAAGGAAGUUCCUUUUCUCCAAAAUCUCAACCCCGUCUCGGUGCUCCAUCACUUCCAGCCGUACAGAUGACUACAGAGCAGUUAAAGACUGAAUUUGAUAAAUUAUUUGAAGAUCUGAAGGAAGAUGAUAAAACCAGGGAACUGGACCCGUCAAAGGCUGUGGAAACCUCAUUGCUCCCUCAUCAGAAGCAGGCACUGGCGUGGAUGGUAUCACGUGAGAAUAGUAAAGAACUGCCACCAUUUUGGGAACAGAGGAACAACUUUUACUACUGCACACUUACAAAUUUUGCAGAAAAAGACAAGCCAGAGACUUUAAGGGGAGGACUUCUGGCAGAUGACAUGGGGCUGGGAAAGACUUUAUCAAUCAUUGCUUUAAUCCUCACUAACUUUCAUGAUGGAAAACCUUUUCCAGUUGGACAUGGCAUUUAUGGUAAAUCUUCUUUAGACGAAAAAUCUCUUGUACAAGAUGACUCAAGAAAAUCAUCUAACAAGAAACCGUCACGGAGGAAAACCGAUGAAACAAACGAAAAACCAGGGAGCAGCAAAGGAGAAACUCUGCCUAAGAGGCAAAAAGCGACGUUUACAUUAAGUGACUCUGAAGAGGAUGAAUGGAUUCCACGAAAAGGAAAAGCUCCUUCGGCAUGUAACGUAGUCAAUGAUCAGUUUGCUAUGGCUCUCUUUGGCAAUCCUCCAGCUGUGAAGCAAAAAACUAAGAAAGAAGGCACAGCUCCUCCCGCAUGCAACAUAGUGGAUGAUGACCAGUUUUCUAUGGUUCUUUUUGGCACUUCUAUAGUUGCGAAGAAAUCGACCAAGAAAAAGAGCACAGUUAAAACCUUAACAGAUAAUCCUACAAAAUGUGAAGUACAGAAACGUCCAAGAACAACUCUAAUCAUUUGUCCCCUGUCUGUGCUGAGUAACUGGAUUGAUCAGUUUGAGCAACAUGUUAAAGCAGAUGCCAAAUUAAAUAUUUACAUCUACUAUGGGCCUGAGCGCAACAAAAAUUCAGACUUCCUGUCCAAGCAGGAUGUUGUAUUAACAACGUACAAUGUGGUAACUUAUGAUUAUGCUAAUGAGAGUCCACUACAUAAAAUAAGGUGGCUAAGAGUUGUAUUAGAUGAAGGGCACACAAUCAGAAAUCCAAAUGCCCAACAAACAAAAGCUGUUCACAACCUGGAUUCAGAAAGGCGAUGGGUGCUAACAGGUACCCCUAUUCAAAACUCCUUGAAGGAUUUGUGGUCAAUUCUCUCUUUCUUAAAACUGAAACCCUUCACAGACAGGGAGUGGUGGCACCGCGCCAUCGAGAGGCCAGUCCGCAUGGGAGAUGAGGGAGGAUUACGCCGAUUACAAGCACUUAUUAAAAAUAUCACCCUGAGGAGGACAAAAACAACAAAGGUUAAAGGAAAGCCAGUACUGCAAUUGCCUGAACGUAAAGUUUAUGUCCAGCACAUCAAACUUUCAUCUGAAGAAAGAAAAAUAUAUGAAUCAAUGCAGAAUGAAGGAAAAGUUAUUAUUAGCAGGUACUUUAAUGAAGGAACGGUCCUGACACAUUAUGCUGAUGUGCUUGCAGUGCUUGUCCGAUUAAGGCAGAUCUGCUGUCAUCCCCAUCUUGUUUCAACUAGUCUGUCAAAUUCUCUGUCAGCUGGUUCAACCCCUGAUGAGUUGCGAGAGAAGCUGGUGAACAAGAUAAAGAUGGUGCUGAGCUCAGGCUCAGAUGAAGAAUGUUCUAUAUGUCUGGAGUCUCUGAACAUGCCAGUUAUAACCCGCUGUGCGCAUGUCUUUUGUAAAGAGUGCAUUUGUCAAGUUAUUCACAGAAAUAAGCCAAAUCCAAAGUGUCCUAUGUGCAGAGGUGAACUGUACAUGGAGCAUUUGCUGGAAUGUCCAGAGGACGAGUGCGACCCGAGUGACAGACAAAAUAAUGAUCAGAAAUGGAUGUCCAGUUCCAAAAUAAGUGCUUUAAUGCAUGCGCUGACAGAAGAGAAAAAGAAAGAUCCACAUGUCAAAAGUAUCAUUGUUUCACAGUUCACUGCAUUCUUAUCAUUGAUCCAAACAGCUCUCAGAGAGUCCAGCUUCACAUUUACACGCCUGGAUGGAUCUAUGAACCAGAAAAAGCGAACAGAAGCAAUCCAGUCAUUCCAAAGCAGUCAUAAAGAUUCUCCAACCAUUAUGCUGCUGUCACUGAAAGCAGGAGGAGUCGGUCUUAAUCUGACAGCGGCGUCUCGUGUGUUCCUGAUGGAUCCUGCAUGGAAUCCAGCUGCUGAGGAGCAAUGCUUUGAUCGAUGUCAUAGACUGGGACAGACCAAAGAAGUUAUUGUUACUAAGUUUGUUGUUAAAAAUUCAGUGGAAGAAAAUAUGCUAAAAAUUCAGGACAAGAAGAGAGAACUGGCUUCAGGGGCAUUUGGAGGAAAUAAGCCAACAUCCAGUGAAAUGAAACAAGCCCGCAUUAAUGAAAUCCGGACCCUGGUAGAUUUGUAAAUGCAUACCUUCUUCCAAACAUUUCAGCAGAGGUAUAAAAACAUUUUUGUUACAGCGGUUUGUAUUAACAGUGUUCCAUUAUAGAGAAAUCUGUAUUUUUCAAUAGCAAACAUACCUGGGUUGUAGUGUCCAAAUUAAAGCACUUUAUUCGUC